AUGUGGUCCGGGACACUCAAAACAUGUCCAAUCCACCCUAUCCAAGCUAUCAGAAUCAAGGAACUCAAAACCAAGGAUAUUGCUAUCCUCCAAGAUCUCAAGGCAAUUAUCAAGGACGAUCUACGGGAAACAGUUCUUAGACCCAAGGACGCUUUGGGCAACGAAAGCAUCAAGCAAGUUGACUUCCAAACAACAGACCUGCAGGAAAUUUUCAAGACAGCAACCCUCAAAACCAUCAUUAUGCUGGAUUGCAUUACAAUCAAGACGGAAGUCAAGCCGAAGGCUCAGUUCCUCAUUACAACAAUCAGGAAGCGGAAUGCUUUGUUCUGGUUGGAACUGUCCCCAAAGAGGGCCAAGGCGGAAUGCCUUCUCCCGCAGAGCAGCAUGAUCAAUAAUUCGUACAAGGCCAAUUCGUCCAACCUUGUGAACAACAAGAAAUGUAUACUCCUCCUGAAGACUCGUAUCCUCCAGAUGAAUUGUAUCUUCCAGCAGAUGAUCAAGGCUAUUAUCCAUAUGAUGAUGCCUCUGAACAUUACCGCUACUACGAUGAAGCACAUUGACCUUCACUCCAAAACAAUACUCGUUCACAGUCUAACCGUGUAA
Messenger RNA from Cylindrotheca closterium, 603 nucleotides. The record is from the annotation of a GenBank genome assembly. Lineage: Eukaryota; Bacillariophyta; Bacillariophyceae; Bacillariales; Bacillariaceae.